AUGGGCAAUGACGAUAUUGAGUCCUCGGCCAACGUUGCCCGUGCUUCCAUGCACUCCAACGAGCCAGACAAGGCCCAUAUCGAGGUCGGCCGUGAGAAUAUCCACAAUGUCGUGGAGCCUCACGACUCGUACGAGGGCAAGCAUCGGUUUGACCCUGAGCUCACUUGGACCCCGGGCGAAGAGCGUGCCGUGGUGCGCAAGACGGACUUGUGUCUUCUGACAUGGCUUUGCGUGAUGUUUUUUGGUCUGCAGCUCGACCGCGGUAACUUGUCCAAUGCGCUGGCGGACAACCUUCUCGAGGACCUCAACCUGUCGACAGAUGACUAUAACAAUCUCGUCUUCUUCCUGUUUGCCGAGUUCCCUGUUCAGAUUCUCACCAAGCGCUACGGCUUCAAGAACGUCCUGCCUUUCGUCAUGUGCGCCUGGUCUCUCGUCUCCACCUUCCAAGCCUUCAUCACGAACCGCGCUGGCUUCUACGCCACGCGCGCACUGAUCGGUCUGUUUGAAGGUGGCUUCAUCCCUGGCGCCAUUCUCAUGGCCACCUACUUCUACACAUCGCGCGAGCUCUCGGUUCGGUUGGCUGCCUUCUGGUCCACCCUCAACGUUGCCCGCGUCAUCUCCGCCCUCUUGGCGGCCGGUCUUCUUGAGAUGCGUGGUAUUGGCGGCAAGACGGGCUGGUUCUGGCUGUUCUUGGUCGAGGGUCUCCUGACCUUCUUCAUUGGCGUCGUCUCCUUCCUCUACCUGCCAACGUCCCCCGUCGGGACCAAGAGUGUCCUCUUCCGCAGCCCCUGGUACACCGAGAGACAGGAGGCCAUCAUGGUCAAUCGCAUUUUGCGCGACGAUCCGGCCAAGGGUCUGACGAGUCUCAAGGAGCCCAUCACCGUCAAGGACGUCAAGAGCGCGUGGGGUGACAAGUCCAUGUGGGGUCUUUACCUCGUGGGCCUCGUGGCCUACAUCCCGGCCACGCCUGUCCAAGCCUACCUGACGCUCACCCUCCGUCGCGUCGGCAACUUCACCACCCUGCAGAGCAACCUUCUCACUGCGCCUUCCGCCGCCCUGCAGAUUAUUACCAUGUUGGCUCUCGCCUACUCGUCCGAAUACUUCAACGAGAGGGCCUUCCAUUGUCUGUUUGGUGCUUUCUGGUCACUGCCCAUGUUCACGGGUCUCCUGACCAUGUCGGACAGCGGCAAGGAGUGGGAGAGAUAUGCGCUCGUCACACUGAUCUCGGGGUACCCCUACUUCCAUCCGCUUGUCAGCUCCUGGAUCUCGGAGAACACGUUUGACGUUAAGAAGAGAGCGAUCACGGCGGCGACCUACAAUGUGAUUGUACAAUUAGGAUCACUUGCCGGCAGCCAGAUCUACAGGAAACAAGAUGGCCCCUACUACAAGACAGGCAACACUGUCUGCGUGUCCAUCCUCGCUUUCAGUCUCGUCGUCUUCCUUGUCCAGCGCCAGUGGCUCGCCCUGCUCAACAAGAGGAAGGCUUGCGCUUGGGAUGCUAUGACGGCCGAAGAGAAGCUCGUCUAUCAGAAUGACCAGGAGGCACGCGAGAAGGAUGGUAAUAAGCGUCUUGACUUUCGCUUUGCGUACUAG
Messenger RNA from Emericellopsis cladophorae, 1593 nucleotides. RefSeq lists its product as uncharacterized. Gene Ontology annotation, cellular component: membrane. Gene Ontology annotation, biological process: transmembrane transport. NCBI's taxonomy places the organism in Eukaryota, Fungi, Ascomycota, Sordariomycetes, Hypocreales, Bionectriaceae. Gene Ontology annotation, molecular function: transmembrane transporter activity. The transcript has 4 exons. Bases 1 to 1593 code for a protein of 530 amino acids. The record is from RefSeq and is a predicted model, not a curated record.